AUGACGGAGAAUGACGUUGAGAACGAACUUUUGGACUACGAGGAGGACGAGGUGGACGGUGAAGUGGUCGGCGACGGGCUCGGGGGCGUCGUCGGGGAGGCGCUGACGCACCGGAAGGAGGGCGUGAAGGGAUCGUACGUCUCCAUCCACUCGUCCGGGUUCAGGGACUUCCUGCUCAAGCCGGAGCUGCUGAGGGCCAUCGUGGACUGCGGGUUCGAGCAUCCGUCAGAGGUGCAGCACGAGUGCAUCCCCCAGGCCAUCCUGGGCAUGGACGUGCUGUGCCAGGCCAAGUCAGGCAUGGGCAAGACGGCCGUGUUCGUGCUGGCCACCCUGCAGCAGCUGGAGCCCGUCACCGGGCAGGUGUCCGUGUUGGUGAUGUGUCACACUCGAGAGCUGGCCUUUCAGAUCAGCAAGGAGUACGAGAGAUUCUCCAAGUACAUGCCCGCCGUCAAGGUGGGCGUGUUCUUCGGAGGCCUGUCCAUUAAGAAGGACGAGGAGGUGCUGAAGAGGGAGAGCCCCCACGUGGUGGUGGGCACGCCGGGGCGGAUCUUAGCCCUGUCCCGAAACAAGACCCUCAACCUGCGGCACAUCAAGCACUUCAUCCUGGAUGAGUGCGACAAGAUGCUGGAGCAGCUCGACAUGCGUCGGGAUGUGCAGGAGAUUUUCCGCAUGACUCCUCACGAGAAGCAGGUGAUGAUGUUCAGUGCCACCCUGAGCAGAGAGAUCCGCCCAGUCUGCCGAAAGUUCAUGCAAGAUCCAAUGGAAAUCUUUGUGGACGAUGAGACUAAACUGACCCUGCACGGCCUCCAGCAGUACUACGUCAAGCUCAAGGACAACGAGAAGAACAGGAAGCUCUUUGAUCUGCUGGACGUGCUGGAGUUCAACCAGGUGGUGAUCUUUGUGAAGUCGGUUCAGCGCUGUGUUGCUCUGGCUCAGCUACUGGUGGAGCAGAACUUUCCCGCCAUCGCCAUCCACAGGGGCAUGCCUCAGGAGGAGAGGCUGGCCCGCUACCAGCAGUUCAAGGACUUUCAGAGGCGCAUUCUAGUGGCCACCAACCUGUUCGGGCGGGGCAUGGACAUCGAGCGAGUGAACAUCGCCUUCAACUACGACAUGCCGGAAGAUUCCGACACCUACUUACACAGGGUGGCUCGAGCAGGGCGUUUCGGUACGAAGGGUUUGGCCGUCACCUUUGUCUCAGACGAGGGUGAUGCACGCACGCUGAACGAUGUUCAGGAUCGAUUCGAGGUCAACAUCAGCGAGCUUCCAGAGGAGAUCGACAUCUCGUCCUACAUUGAACAGACCCGAUAAAGAAGAAGACUGAAGGAUUUAUUUAUUUUUUUUUGGGGGGUUGGGGGCAGGGUGAGGG
Molecule: messenger RNA, 1366 nt
Organism: Conger conger (European conger)
Lineage: Eukaryota; Metazoa; Chordata; Actinopteri; Anguilliformes; Congridae
Gene: ddx39b
Product: DEAD (Asp-Glu-Ala-Asp) box polypeptide 39B
Biological process (GO): mRNA splicing, via spliceosome; mRNA export from nucleus
Molecular function (GO): RNA binding; ATP binding; RNA helicase activity
Source: RefSeq, a predicted model, not a curated record